UCGCCAUGGAACGGUAUUGCGCGCGCAACUCUUGACACAUUCGUACAUUUUCCCACGUUUUUUAAUUUUUAAAAUUCGAUUGUGAUCUGUGCUUCUGUGAUUGUGUAGUGAAAUGAGGAUCGCUUGUUUAUGAAUAAAAGAUGUCGCUUUCACGCAGUCGACAGCAGUUCCUAGCAUAUGAAACACACGGUGAUCCAGAAAUCCACUAUGAGAGAAAGGGCGGAAUCUUUAUAUCCACCUGCAUAUGUAUCGGCUUCAUCAUCUGUGCUGCCUUGAUCGCCGCUCUAGUUGGAAUUAUCGUCUAUUACAUCACUUACUAUACGGUCGCGCAAAAGUUAGAUGACUUCUGGAAUGAAGCAGAGCCUUUCGGUCAAUCAACUUCACUGGCACCAGACUUAAGACUUCCCUCAACAGUUGUGCCAAGCUUCUACAGACUAAAAAUAAGAGCUGAUUUAAAUCAGUCACUUUUCACUGGAAAUUCAUACAUCACAAUACAUGCCAAGCAAAAAGUAAAAGAAAUAAUAUUACACUCAAAAGGCUUAAUAAUUAAAAAUGCAACCUUAACUGAACAAAUUUAUGAAGAAGUAGAUACAUUAAAAUCAGACAGGACAAAACGUGAUGCAGAAAAUGCAACUGAAAGUAUUACAACUGAGGGUGCAACUGAUUCAAACAUUGAGAAUUCAACUGAAGCUAUUACUACAACUACAGAACCCGAGCCUGUCACAAUACCAACACUGCAAACUCAAGUAACUCAUAGUCAUGUGCGGAAUAUACAAAUUCUAUCCAUUAGGGCCAGUUCUGGUGAUAGAUUAAUAUUGACAUUAGAAACAAUGUUGAACCCAAAUGUAGAUUAUACUCUGCAGCUCUCAUUUGAAGGUAGAAUUAGUAAUUCGUUAACUGGCUUCUAUAAGAGCAGUUACAAAGAUGCCAAUAAUGAUAUAAGAGAGCUAGCAGCAACUCAAUUUGAACCUACUUCAGCCCGUGCAGCCUUCCCCUGCUUUGACGAGCCUGCAUUUAAAGCCAAGUUUGAAAUCAGCAUUGCACAUCCACAGAAUAUAUCGGUUCUCUCUAACAUGAAGGUUGCUAUGCAGGAGCCUAUAUCAGACGACCCCGGUUGGCAAUGGACGCACUUCGAACGAUCAGUCAACAUGUCUACAUACUUAGUUGCUUAUGUACUAUCAGAUUUUAGCUAUGUAGAAACAAAUUACACCGGAAAAGACAACAAACUUAAACCAAUAAGGGUUUGGACGCAACCAGGGCUGAUACACAAAGCUAAUUACGCGUUGACAAUAACACCGAAAUUGCUGGCGUUCUAUGAAGAGGUGUUUGGGGUGCCUUAUGCCUUGGACAAGUUGGAUCUGAUCGCGAUACCGGAUUUUUCCAGUGGAGCUAUGGAGAACUGGGGUUUGAUUACAUUCAGAGAGACAACCCUCUUAUUUGACGAAAAGGAAGGUAUGCCGGGGGAGAAACGGGGAGUGGCCAUUGAUGUCUCACACGAGCUGGCUCAUCAGUGGUUCGGGAAUCUCGUCACCAUGAAGUGGUGGACUGAUCUGUGGUUGAACGAGGGAUUUGCUACCUAUGUCGAGUAUGUGGGCGUUAAUCAUAUUGAACCGGAUUGGGAAAUGCUCCUAUCAUUUACUAGAGAUAAAAUGAGCCUACUCCGAACGGAUUCGCUGAAAAACACGUCCCCCGUAUCAAGACAAGUUAUUGACGCGUCAGAAAUAUCGCAGAAGUUCGACGAAAUAUCGUACGCGAAGGGGGCGAAUCUCAUACGAAUGCUGAACCAUACGAUAUCGCAAGAGUUGUUCUUGAAGGGAUUGGCCAUUUAUUUGGAGAAAUGGCAAUACCAGAACGCAGAGGAAAACGAUCUAUGGCAAUCGAUGUCCGAGGCGACAGUAAACGAUACAUUUUUAAAGGACGUCUCGCUCGUUAAAUUCAUGAACUCGUGGACAAGACAAGCCGGAUAUCCGGUUUUAUUCGUUAGACGGGACUAUACUAACGGACAAGUUUUGUUUGAACAGCGUCUAUUCACGAGUGCAAAGACACCCUACAAAUCUAUGGAGAAGCAAAUUUGGCAGAUUCCUAUAACUUACGCGUCGUCGUUCACUCCCAGCGAGAAAUGGUCCUACGAGCCCAAAGUGUGGCUGAAGGAUAAAUCUGUGACAACUAAAAUACCUUUGAACGAUUCGGAGGCUUUGUACGUGAAUAUCGGAGCUAUUGGUUACUACAGAGUAAAUUACGAUCAAAAGAAUUGGGAACUUCUAAGCAAAGCUCUAAAAGCUGGCAACAUUAAUGAACCGAUAGCGAAAGCUCAACUAAUAGACGACGCCUUCAACUUGGCGAAAGCGAAUCUAUUGAAUUAUAGCUACGCGCUGGGUCUAACCAGCUGCGUCAUAAAUGGGGAAGAUUCGAAAAUAGUUUGGGACAUGUUGUUGGAUAAUAUGGCGUUUUUGAAGUACAACUUGAAGACCACUUCUGGAUAUAUGUAUUUCCAAGAUUACGUAAGAUUACUCAUAGAGAAACAAUUAAAAACUCUAAACUACGGGCUAUCCAAACCCGCGGACGAUAACGAGGCUCUGUUAAUUGAGAAUCUUCUUCUCUGGGAGUGUAUGGUGGAGGCGCCUCGUUGUCUCAAUUGGGCCCAGAGCGAGUUCCGAAAUUGGAUGGAACAUCCGGAGAAUAAUAGCAUCCCAAGUUAUCUCCGCUCUUUGGUGUACAACAUUGCGAUACGUCACGGCGGUCGCAAGGAAUUCCUGUUCCUCUGGGACGUGUUCCAGAAUAGCACCGACCCGGCUGUGAAGACGCUAAUCAUCACCAAUUUACCCAGCACUCGACAGGAGUCACUCAUCACCUUCCUUCUAGAAAAGAGCUUAACCGAGAUUCCUAAGCAAUACGCUGCAACGGUAUGGGGGGCGGACCCGCCCGAAGGCACUCACCUCACUCAGAGCUUCUUCAUACGCAAUUUCGAUAGAGUAUACAAUGUGUUCACUGAAUUGGACCCGUUUACAUUUUCCAAUAUAUUGAACAUGGUGUUCGGGUUUAUUGCUGACAGUGAUGAGUUGGAUAAGUUAAAAAGAUUCGCGAUGCAGCACAAAGAGAGGUUGUUGCCGAUGUCUCAAACCCUGCAAAAGAUCGUAGAUACUGCCACACUUAGAAUUGACUGGAUCCAGACAUAUUCUAGAGGAAUUAAUAACUGGUUCGAGAACUUUUUGCAAGAAUACGCUUCACAAAACGUAACAACGACAGAAUCUCCAUGGUCGCAGAAUAUCACAAUAAAAAUCUCCGAUAACACCACUGCCAGCACAUAGACAACGUUACUUUCCUUUAUGUUUAAAAUGGCAACCCACCUUGUAUAUUCACAAUUUUAAUCUUAAUUUACGAAAAGGACAAAUCGUAAGACGAUUCUUUUUAUUCCUAAUCUAUGUGUUUUUCUUCUAAAAUCAAGCUUUUUCUUAUAAAAUACAUCAAAGGCUGUGUUGUUCUAGACUAAGAAUGAAUCUUUAUAAAUCACCUAUGCCACAGAGUAAAGAAAAGGUAUAGCUAAAAUAGGUUUUAUAUGAAUAGGAUUGUGUUCAAACUAUUCUAUUUCAUUGUCUUUUCUUUACUCUUAUGAACUUAAACGUGUUCACAAUAAUCGUACACAGUUUAGUCUAUUUAUUUGUAAAUAUUACAAGUUCUUCGUAUAUUUUAGAAUUAUGAUGAAAUACAUAGUUAAAAAACUUGCAAUUUUGUAUUAUAAAAAUAAUUCUUUACUUAAAAAAUUCUCACGCUAAAAGAAAAUUACUAAUUGGUAAGGGGUAGUGUGAUGGAAUUUUUUAACCUCGAUUCAAAGCCGUCCUUUAAAGCGUGCUAAUAAUAUAAUAAAUAGUAACUAGUUGCCUCUCGGUACUUGUUUUUGAGUUGACUGUAAAAGGUUUGAGAUUUGGCACUUAGUAUCACUUCCAUAGCUAUGUUGAAAAGAUACAAACGAGAGUUUUGUUUGAAAAGUGCUAUUAAUUUUAUUUGAAACACCUCCACAAUUUGUUCAAAGUCCCAGUGUUAAUGUUAUAAUUAAUUUAAAAAAAUACAAUUUUAGGUAAAUUAAUUUUAAGUUAUAUGCUAAGCUAAAGUGGUAAUUAUUUGUUGUGAAAUUGCGUUAAUAAAUGAUAUUGAUUUUAA
Pieris rapae (cabbage white) is the source of this 4158-nucleotide messenger RNA. Its product is annotated as aminopeptidase N. Gene Ontology annotation, biological process: peptide catabolic process; proteolysis. The transcript has 15 exons. Lineage: Eukaryota; Metazoa; Arthropoda; Insecta; Lepidoptera; Pieridae. Gene Ontology annotation, molecular function: metalloaminopeptidase activity; zinc ion binding; peptide binding. Gene Ontology annotation, cellular component: cytoplasm. Bases 141 to 3308 code for a protein of 1055 amino acids. The record is from RefSeq and is a predicted model, not a curated record.